CAAAACAGGACGUCUGUCUUCCUGUCUUGCAAGUCGCGGUGAUUUUAAAUAUUUAAAGCGAUGGCUUCUUUUUAAAGAUCCAGAAGAUUUUCUUCAGUAUUUCCUCAAUUUGUUUGUACAUCUCCAAUAUAUUUUCAUUAAUAUGAUUAGAAAUCAAAGACGAAGGGUUUCACUUCAGACGUUGCAGAUUACUGCUGAUGAAGAUCUCCUCACUGGUGAAAUGGUGCAUCAAAAAGAAGAGGUUAAAGCAAAGGAAAUCAAGCAAAUUGAGAAAAUCGUAGCCACAGAAAAAGAAAACAUUCGUGCUAGUCGAACUGCUAGACAAAAGACUAAGAAAAGUACAUCCAAGGAAGAGCCUAAACCGGUUGUACUGAAAAAACUGAAAGCAGAACCAAAAAAAGUUGCCACAAAAUCCAAAACUAAGACAGACAAGGUGGUAGCAGAUUUAAAGCAACCUAAAAUAAAUUCUGUCUUAAGUUCUGCGAGUUUAAAAUCAACUGCAAUUGAUAAUGAUACGGCUAAUGGUAAGCCUGAAGAAUCUCCAGCUGUUCAAGAAAACAUAGCAGAAACAACUGUUUUUCAACCUGAUUGUAGUACAUCUACAACUAAUGAUUCUACUAUUACAUUGUUGACAGGAAGUACUGCUCCUGAAAGUUACUGGAGAGACUUGGCAGAACAGAGACGAAUUGCUCUAGAUGAAACUUUGCAUGAAAAUGAGCUAUUACAGGAUCAGUUAGCAGUUCUUGAAGCUGAAAAUUCCCAACUGAAAAGUUUAUUGAAAGAAGCAGAACAAUUAGCAUCAAUUGUUAAAGGAAUGAUUGACUGAUCUCUUUUAGUGUGAAACAACUACCAGUUAUAUUUUCAGAGUUCCUAUAUGUCGUUGUGAUGUUACAGUAUAUUAGUGAAUGUAUUUAGUGUUUAUGGAAUAAAGUUUAUCUGUACAUUGUUUUUAAACAUUCAAAA
Stegodyphus dumicola is the source of this 963-nucleotide messenger RNA. RefSeq lists its product as uncharacterized. Lineage: Eukaryota; Metazoa; Arthropoda; Arachnida; Araneae; Eresidae. Gene Ontology annotation, biological process: regulation of DNA replication. The record is from RefSeq and is a predicted model, not a curated record.